AUGGCGUCCACCACUAUAAAUGAUCUCCCUCAGGAGAUCGUCAACGCGAUCGUCAGCGAGAUCAUCGACGAGCACACUUACGGAUUAUCCGACAUCGAAGAUAUUUCCGGUAUUGUUCCCGUCUGCCACAAAUUCAUGAGCGCUGUGAAGGACAUCGCCAGACGCCAGCACCAAAAGCUGGAGAACAAGCUCGGCACCUAUCUCCUCAGCUCAAUCUACAACGACGCCCUCGCCGCCUUCUCGUUCCCUUCCUUCGCCAAGCUGAACUCUCUGGCCACUGACGAGGAGAAGAAAAGAUCGAUGAAGGAGCAUCUCACGAACUGGCAGAGUCUUGAGCUUUUCAUGACUUGCACCCGCAGUCCCACCCAGCAAUUGGGCGUCUGCCACUUCAUCGACAAGACCAUCAUUCCCUUUGCCGAAGACUUUGCCCUCAAAACUUCCGAUCUCGACGCCAAAGACUUCCAGAUGCGCCUCCCCGAGUGGGCCGAGUCGAGCCUCAAAGGAGCUUACCAGCCGCUGGUGCUGGAGGUACCCGCGAUUACCUCCUACCACCCCAACGAGAGCCGUCGAAUUCUCCGCGCGUUCUGCCGAUUCGAGCUCCUGUCCCAUGUCUUCAGAGCUAGGCCUGGUCUACAGCUCUGGGAUCUCAAGGCUCAGCACGAGCUGCUCGACGCCUACUUUGACCAGCAUGAGAUGGAAGAGGUACUUUGCGUCUCCCAAUACGUCAAUGACCUCCACGUCUACCUCUUCCGAGCGUUCAUGAGCGCCAAUGACGGCCGCGACGUUCAGGAGGAUUUCAGACAGGUCUGUCGCGCCUUUAAGCCCGUCAAUGGAGUCUGGAAGAUUCCCGACAGGUACAACAUAACGCGCUCAGAUUCUGGUGAACGCAUAUGGUAUGCCACACACGUCCACGACGAGACCGUCACCCGCAUCGACAAGAUCCAAUUCUUAGACACUAUGACGCAGUCCACAGUCAUCAAGCAGAUCUCCACCUUCGGCUUGGGCUUCUUGCGUUCGUUCCUCGCCUCGCCCAUCCAAGAGUAUAGACAGUGGAUGGUGAAGUACGCCGACAUGAUCCUCAAGGACAUCUGCACGGCUGAGGUCGAGCACGUCGGCGCUGAAUCCAACUGGACCUGGGCAAACCACUACGGAAAAGUCUGUCCCGAGGACCCAGUCAUCACCGUCCCCGGCCGCGUUAGCUGCGAAUGCGAGAGAGACUCCCCCAACACCGCCUGGAAGGUCCUUGGUCAUGGCGGUUCUGUCAAAACCCUUCUUGGCUUUCGCCGCUGCGGAUGGGUGUUCUGGUCCGACGAGCGUCUCCGCGCGCGCCGCUUCUGGGCCAUUCGCGACAUCAAUCCUUACCAGCGCGACAUCGACCUGGACGCUGCUGAGAACCAAUGGAUCAAUGCUCCGCUCCCAGACGUACUGCUCGAAGAUCUAAGCUUUUCGGAUGCUUUCAGGUUCGCUGUUCGCGAGCUAAGCAGCCUCGCGGACUGGAAGCUGCACAAAUUCUGCAAGGACUCUGAGACCAUGCUCAACCGUUGGCGCUGCGAUUUCGUGAGCGACCUUCGGGCACGCUGCGUGGCCGUGGUCACCUUCGACGAGCUAUUCGGACCGCUUGUACCGCCUGACUUACCGUUGCCCGUGGAGGUUGCUCCUGGUAUCUUUUGGGGCUAG
This is a messenger RNA of Colletotrichum chrysophilum, 1677 nucleotides long. RefSeq lists its product as uncharacterized. NCBI's taxonomy places the organism in Eukaryota, Fungi, Ascomycota, Sordariomycetes, Glomerellales, Glomerellaceae. Bases 1 to 1677 code for a protein of 558 amino acids. The transcript has a single exon. The record is from RefSeq and is a predicted model, not a curated record.